Messenger RNA from Rotaria socialis, 1575 nucleotides. The record is from the annotation of a GenBank genome assembly. Lineage: Eukaryota; Metazoa; Rotifera; Eurotatoria; Philodinida; Philodinidae.
AUGGAUGCUCAAUUUGAGCGUCGUCUUCUGCUAUCUAUGAAUGGACAAAAUUCAUUAUCAUCAUACACCAGUCCAAUACAAUCGCCUAUUAAAGCAAGUGAUCGAUACAUUCCACUUCGAUCUUCUCUGUCGGCAUCAAAUCUUCACUAUGAAGUAAAUAUUUCACCGUUGCCAUCACCUUGCAAAUCACAGUGUUCAUCACCAAAUAAAAAAUGUAAAUAUGAACUCAAUGAAAUCGGUCUUAGCUCUGGUGUAACAGCGAGUGCACCAGAUUUACUUGUAUACGAUCAAUUGUUACAAAAUACGUUAUUAAAUACAAAUAUUGAUUCGAUAUUGAAAAUUUCUGAUGUACCAAAUACAAAUUAUGAAAAUUCAAAAACAGUAACAACAUCAAAAUCAACUGUAAUCAGUAAAGAAAACACGUCCAUAUUUCGUUAUUCUGAACGUCAUCAAACGACUCCAUCGAAAACAAAUUUAAUUACUAAACAACAUUUUAGUCGAUCACCGAUAUCUAAUGCAUCAUUAAAUUUACUUUUUUCACCAAACAGAAAAAUUCGACAUAUUCCUGAACUUCCAUAUAAAGUUUUAGAUGCACCCGAUCUACAAGAUGAUUUUUAUUUAAAUUUAAUUGAUUGGUCACCAUCAAAUAUUCUUAGUGUUGCAUUAGGACCCUGUGUCUAUUUACACAAUGCUCAAUCAAAUAGUGUUCAGUUGUUAUGUGAUUUUACACAUACACAAUUACCAGUGCCAAAUAAUCAUCGAUUGAAUAUUAUCGGUUCAGAUACAGUUACAUCAGUGAAUUGGUCGGAAUGGUCAAAUAUAAUAGCUGUUGGUACUCAACGUGGUCAUGUACAUAUAUAUGAUGUUACAACUCGAAAACGUAUACAAUCUAUAUGUAAACAUACAAAUCGUGUUGGUGUACUUGCUUGGAACGAUUGGUCAUUAUGUUCUGGUUCACGUGAUCGAUCAAUUUUAGAACAUGACAUACGUCAACAAUCCACUGUAAAUCAUCUUCGUGGUCAUACACAAGAAGUUUGUGGUCUUAAAUGGUCACAUGAUAAAUCUAUACUUGCUAGUGGAGGAAAUGAUAAUAAUUUAUUUCUCUGGUCAAAAAGUCAGUCAACACAACCAUUACAUUCAUUUAAUGAUCAUAUAGCUGCUGUUAAAGCUAUAGCUUGGUCACCACAUCAACAUGGUCUUUUAGCAUCGGGCGGUGGUGCAGCUGAUCGACAUAUACGUUUUCGUUCAUCGUUAACAUGUCAAACAUCAAAUGUAUUUGAUACAGGUUCUCAAGUAUGUCAAUUAAUAUGGUCGAAGAAUUCUCCGAAUGAACUAGUUUCAACGCAUGGCGUUACAGAAAAUCAUAUAGUUCUUUGGAAAUAUCCAACCAUGGAGCCAUUAGCUAAAUUAAUCGGACAUCGUCUACGUGUUCUCUAUUUAGCAAUGAGUCCCGAUGGCGAAUCGAUUGUAACCGGUUCUGGUGAUGAAACACUUCGAUUUUGGAGUGUAUUUCCAAAAGCAAAAUGUACAAGAAAUCCCGAUUCGAAAUUUAAUGGACUCUAUCAAAUGCGAUAA